Vitis riparia (riverbank grape) is the source of this 690-nucleotide messenger RNA. RefSeq names its product protein MIZU-KUSSEI 1-like. Lineage: Eukaryota; Viridiplantae; Streptophyta; Magnoliopsida; Vitales; Vitaceae. The transcript has a single exon. The record is from RefSeq and is a predicted model, not a curated record. Gene Ontology annotation, biological process: hydrotropism. Bases 51 to 674 code for a protein of 207 amino acids.
ACUCUCUCUCCCCCUUAGCCUACGCACAUUGUUGCUUCACAACAACAAUCAUGAAUGCUGCUUCUUCCCAAGCUGCCAUUGAUACCAAGCCGCAGCUGCGGUGGUGGGAUUUACUCCGCCCCAUCAUGGCCCUCGUCGCUUCCUGCUGGGCCUCCUGCUAUCCCCCACUCUUCUCCACAUGCAAACCUGAAAUUUUCACUGUAACUGGAACCAUCAUAUGCUCAAUCAAUAGCAAAGUGAAGCUCUGCAUUCAGGAAGAUGUCGACAGCUUCCCUUUGAUCAUCCUUGAUCUUCCUAUUAACACGUCCGAGUUAGCGGGUCUAAUGCAGUGUGGUACUGCCCGUAUCGUUCUCCAGUGUGACCUGGGCUUGGACAGGUCGAAUGAGCCUUUACUGAGUGCAGCUACGUGGGCAAUGCAUUGCAAUGGACAGAAAAUGGGGUAUGCCAUGAGGAGAGAGGUGACAGGAAAGGAUACGCUGCUGUUGGGGACAAUGCGGACGAUCUCAGCUGGAGCUGGGAUAUUACCGGGGAAGGAGUGUGGUUUGGGGCAGUGCAAGUACCUCAGAGGCCAGUUUGAAAAGGUGGUGGCUUCCAACUAUUCUGAGGCCUACCAUUUGAUCGAUCCUUCCGGCUGCUUGGGCCAAGAGUUGAGCAUAUUCUUUCUGGGGAUUUAGCAUUUUCAUUCUGAAU